This is a messenger RNA of Platichthys flesus (European flounder), 1282 nucleotides long. Its product is annotated as ly6/PLAUR domain-containing protein 2-like. The transcript has 3 exons. Bases 100 to 477 code for a protein of 125 amino acids. The record is from RefSeq and is a predicted model, not a curated record. NCBI's taxonomy places the organism in Eukaryota, Metazoa, Chordata, Actinopteri, Pleuronectiformes, Pleuronectidae.
GUGCUUCCGUCAGACACACACCCAAACACAGCGCAGGGCACUGCGGGUUCGACAGGAGAAAGCGGAGGCUCAGCAGGUGAACACACGCCAGCAGCCGUGAUGAAGAUGCUCCUCAGCUUUGUGCUCCUCUCCCUCCUCUUCCCCCCAGCUUUGGCACUGGAGUGCUACGUGUGCAGUAAUGCUACCACCAACGAACAAUGCAACCAGAACUCUCAGGUGUGUCAGUCACCGCUGAACACGUGCAUGACAACCGUCGACACUCAAGGUCAAGCCAAAGCCAUAGUGAAGCAGUGUGCCAGUGAGGCCACGUGCAACGGAGCGGCCGCGUCCUCCUCAGUCGAUGCAAACGGAAACGGAAACUCCGUCAACUGCUGCAACAGCUUCAACUUGUGUAACUUUAGCGGCGCCGAGUCCGUCCGCGUGCACACGACCCUUCUCCUGCUCACUGGAGUUGUGUUACGACUGUUGUCACUGUGACGUGCCAACUCUGUAUAGAAGCGGAGGACGCUCUAAGUUACCCUGCUCUGUAUAGGACAUUGCUGGGAUAAAUGUGUCUGAAUAGAAUAGAUCUAUACAGGCUGUAAUAUGAGGUAAUAUUAUAUUAUUUAAAAAAUGUUUCUUUCUAAUUCUAUUGAAGACUGUGCUGUAAACACACAAUGCUCCUAUUAAUACUCCUGUUUAUACAUGAUUGACAUAUGAACCUGUUCGUCCCUCUUAACAUACAGUCUAUGGUCCAUCCUGUGGUUGUACUGCACAUCAUGAGAAGGCUAAAUGUAUUGUAUUGGUGUGGCCAAACUGGACCCAUACUCUAAACUCAGCAGGAGAUCUGCCAUUUUGAAUUUAUUGGUAAAUAUUUUUGGUAAAACUGUAUGAAUCUUUGAAAGUCUGAUAAGAUUUUUGACCUUAACUAGCCUGGAGGUUGGGAUUUUGUCCAGCGCCAUAUUCAUAAACCUUUUGCAGCAAAUAUAGACGCCCUCUUCUGGUCAUUCAAGAAAAUACAGGUUUCAGGCUCUCCAGUAUUAACCCUUCACCAGAUGACACAAUCCUGGGCACAUGCAGUCUGAUAAAGUCUAGUUUUGGGCUUAAUUAUUUGUUUUAUUAUAGUAGAACCGAAAUGAAAUGUAAUUUUAUGUUCAGGUAUCAUUUCCCCUCCUUUUUGGAAAGAAUCCAAAUGGACUACAACAUGGAGCCUCCCUUCACACACCAACAUUAACCAACUCUAGUUUCUAGAAAUAAAGAAUCUGAAAGGAUUGAAAAAUAAUAAAUCUAUCUUGGAUAAGAA